AUGAGGACCUUCGUGGUUCUGCUGUUUGUUCUCUGCAGCUGUCUCUCUGAGCAUCAGGUUUUUCACAUUACAGACCAUGCCAAGAAGCCAAUCUUUAUGGAAACCACACUGAGGGUCAGCGAGAGCCAGGUGGAGGAACAGAGAGUCCUGCUCCAGGAGCUGAGAGCCAUUGUGGCUCAACAGAGCACCAAACUGAAUGAGAUGGCAGCCAGCGUGGAGGAACUGAAGAGAGAGAACAGAGAGAGACCGAAGGUGGCCUUCUCAGCCUCGCUGUCUGAAUCCAAAGGACCAAAUAGUGAUGAUGUCAUCCUGGUCUACAAACAUGUCUUCAACAAUAUUGGUGAGGCUUACAGUCCGGUGACGGGUAUCUUCAGAGCACCGGUUAAUGGAGUCUACUACUUCACAUACACUGCCUUUACAACCUCCAGCAAGGGGAGAAGAGUGUCGCUGUUUAAAAACGAACUUCUAAUGGUGACUGUGACCGAUGACGUUUCAGACUCCGAGGACGGUGGAUCCAAUGGUGUCACACUGCAGUUGGAUGCAGGAGAUGAGGUCUACACUCGUCUGGUGGCAGAAUUUAACGUCUUUGAUGACAAGAAUCACCACAGCACCUUCUCUGGCUUUCUGCUCUUCACGUAGAAAACAGUUCCUUCCACAGCUGAAUCCUACUGCUUUGGAAUGAUUUGAUGACAUAUAGUACUAUGACAUCACAAUGUUUAUGGCUUUUUGUGUGAACUAAGCAUUGAUAACAAGGUGAAAAACAAACAA
Molecule: messenger RNA, 768 nt
Organism: Salvelinus fontinalis (brook trout)
Lineage: Eukaryota; Metazoa; Chordata; Actinopteri; Salmoniformes; Salmonidae
Product: complement C1q-like protein 2
Exons: 1
Coding region: 1-639 (212 amino acids)
Molecular function (GO): protein binding
Source: RefSeq, a predicted model, not a curated record